Impatiens glandulifera is the source of this 1446-nucleotide messenger RNA. RefSeq names its product taxadiene 5-alpha hydroxylase-like. Gene Ontology annotation, molecular function: monooxygenase activity; oxidoreductase activity, acting on paired donors, with incorporation or reduction of molecular oxygen; iron ion binding. The record is from RefSeq and is a predicted model, not a curated record. The transcript has 4 exons. The coding region runs from base 1 to 1446 and encodes 481 amino acids. Gene Ontology annotation, biological process: sterol metabolic process. NCBI's taxonomy places the organism in Eukaryota, Viridiplantae, Streptophyta, Magnoliopsida, Ericales, Balsaminaceae.
AUGUCAUUGAUUCUCUUAAUAGCCAUUACUCUUUUCACAGCUUUCAUUUUCUCAAAACUCAUUAGGGUAAGGAGAGAAAGUGGUUUAAAAAAUCUUCCCAAAGGGUCUCUUGGAUGGCCUGUCAUAGGAGAAACGUUUAGUUUUCUUCAAUCCCAGAGGAAAGACCGAGGGCCCGAGUGGGUUAAAGAAAGAGUAGAUAAAUAUGGGAAAGUGUUCAAGACAUCAUUGAUGGGAAGCAAGACAGUGGUCUUUGUUGGCCUCGCAGGGAAUAAAUUCGUACUCGGAUCUGAUGAAAGUGUUUUUGUCGGUAAACAACCAAAGACUAUAGCUGCUAUGGGCGGAAAAUCCAACAUAUUUUCACUUACAGGAUCAAGAUACAAGUUAGUAAAAGGUGCAAUGUUGAGCUUCUUGAAGCAAGAAAACAUUCAAAACUAUGUCGGACAAAUGGAUGAUCAAGUCACUUCCUUGUUGCUCAAUGAAACAAAAGAAGUUGACAUCCUUUACAUUGUCCCUUUCAUGAAAAAUGUCACGUUUGAAAUUGCAUGCACCAUCCUCUUCGGCUUCCAAGACCUGACUAUAAAGAAUAUAUUCCUUGACGAGCUCAAGGUGGUCCUCGAGGCUAUAUGGUCUAUUCCUGUGAACUUUCCAGGAACACUUUAUAGGAGAGGCUUGCAAUCGCGAACAAGGCUUGUUAAUCAUCUUCUUCCCAUUAUUAGGAAGCGUAAGGAGGAUCUAGCCAAGGGGGCUUGUUUACCUUCAAAUGAUGUGUUGUCAUCCUUUGCAGCUUUGAGAGAUGGGGAUGAGAAGCCUAUUACUGACGACGAGAUUGUGGACAACUUCAUUACCUUGAUAAUAGCUAGUCAUGAUACUAGUGCAAUUCUUUUGAGUCUCAUGGUAUUGAAGAUGUCAAGAGACAAGGAUAUCUACAACAAAAUCCUACAAGAGCAAAUGGAAGUCAAGAAAAUUAAAGAAGAAAAGGGCGAGAAAAAACUAACAUGGGCAGAUAUGCAAAAAAUGAAGUAUACUUGGAGAGUUGCUCAAGAGAUGAUGAGAAUAAUUCCUCCCGUGUUUGGUAACUUUAGAAUGGCUAGCAAAGACAUAUGUUUCGAUGGUUUCGACAUACCAAAAGGGUGGCAGGUUAUGUGGCUAUCAUGUGCCACACACAUGGAUGAGAAUAUCUUUCAUAAUCCUAAGGAAUUUGACCCUAGUCGCUUUGACAACCCAUCAAGAGUAAUUCCACCUUAUGCAUAUAUUCCAUUUGGAGGAGGAAUGCACACUUGUAUUGGAAACGAGUUUGCGAGAGUGGAGACACUCACAACAAUCCACAAGUUGGUGACAAUGUUCGAGUGGUCACCGGUUCACCCAAAUGAAGAAAUCACCCGUCGACCUAUGCCAUACCCCUCAAUGGGCCUUCCGGUCAAGAUCAAGCCAAGAAUGGAUAACUAA